Alosa alosa (allis shad) is the source of this 2192-nucleotide messenger RNA. RefSeq names its product NXPE family member 3-like. Lineage: Eukaryota; Metazoa; Chordata; Actinopteri; Clupeiformes; Clupeidae. The record is from RefSeq and is a predicted model, not a curated record.
UGCCUGAGGAAGAGCCAGGGACUCGAAACGUUGCACGCAUAAUAAAAAAAACUUUCAUGGGAGCUAUAUGGUAUGCGGAUCAUCUACCUGUUCGAAAGUCAUUAUAACCUACGUCCUGAUCGGGGCUUAUUGCUUAACUCUAACAAGUGGUAUGCCAUUUGUAAUAAAAAGCGCCACCUACGAUAGGCCCACAGCAAACGGGAGAAUUGUAUGCCAGUGUUAAGCAAUGGCAAGUAAUCAAAUGGACCUAAAUAUCCACAAUUCACUGAUGCGCAAAUGUUCGAGGCUUGGCGGGUACUGUCAGAUAUGGCAAGUGAUUGUGUCACUUGGACUUCUGUUUGUUGGGGUGUUGUGGUGGUUUUACAUUAUUGGAAACACUAAAGGCUUUGAGCCUCUCCUGCCGCAGGCCAACGACAGAGUUGAGAGACUCGAUAACAAAGCAAAAGUACAAACACAAACAUUCAAAACCCCAGAGGACCUAAGCGCGGAGGAGUGGGACCAGAUACAGAGAGCAGUUCAAUGGGGUGGACCGGACCAGGAGAUUACCACUGUAAACAUGUGCACCAGUCCGGACCACACCACCUUUGUUAUUAAUAACGUUAAGGACAGUUACUAUGUGGGAGAGGAGCUCCAUGUCACCAUUGUUGCCAAGGACUUCACCGGAAAGCCAAAACGCUAUGGAGGAGAUUUCUUCAAAGUAAAGGUUUUUUCAGACAAUUUAAAGGCUAGUGUGUUUGGAGAGGUACUGGAUCAUCAGAAUGGCACCUACUUGGCCCGGUUUACUCUACCAUGGGUGGGGGAGGCAUCGGUGGCGGUCCUUCUGGUUCACUCCAGUGAGGCUGUGCAGGUCCUCAAGCGACACCGGGAAACAGACCCUGACCGUGGGUUCUACUAUGGCUACUUUUAUGGCCAGAACUCUCAGGGUGCUAUAGUGGAGGAGAAGGCGGCCUGCAAUGUCAAAUGGGAAGGGGUGGCACUGCCAGGCGAGGAGCCCUGCUGCUGUGAAUACCCAGAUUUAAACGCAAAGCUGACGUGGCGCUGCCGUAAACCCCCCACUCUCCCAUGCAAUACCCUGGUGCACCAUGGUAUGGGUACCUAUUACAUCAAUCACUGGACAGACCUUGAGAAGGCAAUCAUGAACGGACAAUAUGUGCAGCGUUGGAUCAAGGGUGAUUCACGAGUAAUUAAAGUCCUUGCCUCUAUUUCAACUAUUGGACAGAGAGAGAAAUGUAAACCUGGAAUGCCCACACCGAUCCCAGCAGGAUUCUACAUGAAUGACGUUUGGACGUCAUUUGUGUGUGCCACCCGUCAUUUCAACACUGCCAAUGACAAAACUCAAUGUUUGAAGGACAAACACAUCUACAUGAUGGGAGACUCCACUCUCUUACAGUGGUACAACUUUAUCAUCAAUUCCGUACCAAGUUUCAGGCGCAUGGAGAUGCAUUCACACUCCCACAAUGGGCCUUUUUUGGCUGUGGACUUGGGGAACAACAUCGACCUGAACUACCGCACGCAUGGUGUCCCCCGACGCAACCCCAGGGCUAAGUUUGCGGAUAUGCACUACAUUAGUAACGAGAUCGAUGGCAUUGCUGGUGGCCCACACAUUGUUAUCGUCUUCAACAUUUGGGCGCACUUCAAACUAUUCCCACACUCCUACUUUGCCCACCGGGUGUCUCAGAUCCGCCGUGCAGUCGUGGACCUCUUGAGACGUGAGCCAGCGACCAAGGUCAUCAUCAAGACGGCUAAUACAGGCUUCCCGGAUUUCGGUAGCGUUGACUGGCUAUCCCUGCAGCUGGAUCGAAUCCUGCGAGAAGUGUUCCGUGACGUGGGAGUUUACAUCCUGGAUGUGUGGCAGAUGACCGCCUGUCACUAUGACAAAGAGAAUGUCCAUCCUGGCCCAGUAAUCAUCAAAAAUGAAGUGGACAUUCUUCUCUCUUUUAUCUGCCCUGGGUAAGGAGCCCGAUAUCAGGGGUGAAUAACAUACCCUGUGAUAUGGGGCCUUGGGCCCAGUAUGGGAGAACGGGCUAAGUUGAGCAUAGGGGUAAGCUGAGCCACCCCUCCUUUAAGGAAGAGGGAAUCAUUCUUUACAAUAUGUGGAAAGGUACAGUACAUGGCAAAUGUGGUAAAAAAAAAAAAAUAAUAAUAAAUAAAUAAAAAAAAAAUAUAUAUAUAUAUAUAUAUAUAUAUAUAUA